GUGAUAAAGUCAAGGUUAGAUGACAAGGCAGAUUCCCAAACAGGUAAGCUAUGCCAAUUCGGGUAACCAACAUAUGUAACACUUGAUUAGGCAUAACAUUUAAAAUGGCCCCAGUUGGUGUUCGGAGUAUUUCCUUGAUUAACGCAAUGGGAUGGGGCUGGGAGAGACGUAAGCAUUCUAAAAAGCCCUACGAACGAUGCCGUGCCAGCCCCGCCAACAGAGUUUUUGACAGAGCCUCAAGGCAGCUGUAUAUCACUACGUAUGCUGGUGAUCUUCAUUAUUGGUACUAUGUAGCAACCCAAAUACGAACAACUGUUCGAUUGCCAAGGUUGUCGGUCAGCAUGCCACGCAAUUACACUACUGACACCUGCACAUGCACAUUCCUUGUAACGCGAAAAAAAGAAAAGAAAAGAAAAAAAGACAAAAAAAGAAAAAAAAAAGAAAAAAAGAAAAAAAUAAACAGUUAGUAAGCGGACCAGCCGUCAAGAUUGUGGUAAAUCGACCCAAUCACGGGAAGCACAGCCCUGCCAACCACCCAAAAUAGAAGCACGCGUGGCGUAGCACCUGACACGCCUUGUCAUUGGUUGAUAGGGCCUGCGCCUCCGCAAAGGAAGGGAUGUGGAGCUUAUGCCGAUCAAUCGGGCUGGCAACAGUUAAAACUCAUCCUCGCUGCUGUUGUUUCUCUC
Molecule: messenger RNA, 686 nt
Organism: Aspergillus glaucus CBS 516.65
Lineage: Eukaryota; Fungi; Ascomycota; Eurotiomycetes; Eurotiales; Aspergillaceae
Exons: 2
Coding region: 105-467 (120 amino acids)
Source: RefSeq, a predicted model, not a curated record